Sorghum bicolor (sorghum) is the source of this 1125-nucleotide messenger RNA. Its product is annotated as myb-related protein 305. NCBI's taxonomy places the organism in Eukaryota, Viridiplantae, Streptophyta, Magnoliopsida, Poales, Poaceae. The record is from RefSeq and is a predicted model, not a curated record. Gene Ontology annotation, molecular function: DNA-binding transcription factor activity; sequence-specific DNA binding. The coding region runs from base 58 to 939 and encodes 293 amino acids. Gene Ontology annotation, biological process: regulation of DNA-templated transcription. The transcript has 2 exons. Gene Ontology annotation, cellular component: nucleus.
UGUUCAAUUUCGAUCGACAUCACAAAAUCCACGCACAAAACAAGGAGCCUAUACUAGAUGACGACUACGACUACGAGGGUGGCCAGCAGCAGGUCGUGCGGCGGCGACGAUGAGCCGGCGGUGCGCAAGGGGCCGUGGACGCUGGAGGAGGACCUCAUCCUCGUCAGCUACAUCUCCCAGCACGGGGAGGGCUCCUGGGACAACCUCGCGCGCUCAGCUGGUCUGAACAGGAACGGCAAGAGCUGCAGGCUGCGGUGGCUCAACUACCUUCGGCCAGGGGUGAGGCGGGGCAGCAUCACGGCGGGGGAGGACACGGUGAUCCGGGAGCUCCACGCGAGGUGGGGGAACAAGUGGUCCAAGAUCUCCAAGCAACUCCCCGGCCGGACCGACAACGAGAUCAAGAACUACUGGAGGACCAGGAUCCAGAAGAAGAAGAAGCAGCAUCAGGCACCCAUGGCGACGACGACGUCGACGCAGCAGCAGCAGCAGGAGCAGGAGCCGUCGACGACGACCGUCAGCUCCGGCGGCGCCACCGGGGACUACUACUGGUGCACCAAACCCGCGGACCCCGAUCUUCAGCAACAGCAAGCGUACUACUGCCAGAAAGCCGCCAUGGCGGCAGCUGCGACGACGAACAACGUUAACGCGGUCGCCGUCAGCAGCGAGGGCGCGGGAGCGUCGUCGCCGGCGGCGCUGACGAUGAGCCAGGACAGCUCCACGGCGGCCGGAGACUGGUACACGCAGCACCAGCAGACGACGACCUACCCCUACUACUGCUCCGAGCUGAGUUUGGUUGCCGGCGGCGGCCACGGUGAAACAACGGCCGGUCUGGACGCUCUGACGAUGCAGUUCUUGUCGUCACACUUCACUGCCAGCUUUUGGACCAACGGUAGUGUGGACGAUUUCUGGGAGACGAAACCGAUUACUGAUGCGUUCUGAAAUACACUUAUACAUCCUACUUACUUCUGAAACUAGCUAGAACGGACAACAAAAGGGAAGAGAACAUAUGUAUUGAUCAAUAUAUAGAACUAUAUAGAAGCGUUAUAUAUAUGUAUAUACCUUGUACUAUAGUCUAUAGAGAGUACUUUGUGUGUGAUACUUGAUAUGACGAUCUCACUUUAUUUU